Molecule: messenger RNA, 29538 nt
Organism: Pelobates cultripes (western spadefoot toad)
Lineage: Eukaryota; Metazoa; Chordata; Amphibia; Anura; Pelobatidae
Source: the annotation of a GenBank genome assembly
AUGGCGUGGCUGCGCAGUCGCGGGGUAAGACUGAUAGUCUAUCUGGAUGAUAUCCUCCUCAUGGCACAAGAUCGGGGGGUCCUCCUAGAACACCUUCAAUGGACAAUGGAUCUAAUUGUGUCGGCUGGGCUUCCUGCUCAACGAGGAAAAAUCCUGCCUAUCCCCUUCCCGACACAUGGAGUUCCUAGGGUUCACGGUAGACUCAGAAGCGGAGUCUCUCAGCCUCCCUCCGGCCAAAAUAUGCUCAAUCCGCAAGGAACUGCGACGAGCCCUGACGCACCACCAGCUGUCGUUACGACACCUGGCACAACUCAUUGGACUACUGGCCUCCUCCACCCAGGCAGUGUUCCCAGCUCCGCUCCAUUAUCGGGCCCUCCAGCACCUGAAGAUAGCACACCUUCGCAAAGGGGCCUCGUACGCAGAUUUGGUCUCCCUGGACUCGGAAUCCCGAGACGAACUGACCUGGUGGAUCCACAACCUAUCCGCCUGGAAUGGCAAGGCCAUCUUCGGCUCUCAACCGGAGUUCACGGUGGACUCGGACGCAAGUCUCCACGGCUGGGGCGCACACUGCAACGGUGUGACCACCGGGGGUCGCUGGACAGAAGCCGAGUCCCGACUCCACAUCAAUGCCCUGGGACUACUAGCCGGUUCCUUUGCGAUCCGGAGCUUUGCGAACGGCAUGGCCAGUGCAUGCAUCAGGCUACGUAUGGACAACAUUUCAGCGGUUCGCUAUGUCAACCACCUGGGCGGCACAUGCUCAGCGAUACUGGCCUGUUUAGCGAAAGAUUUCUGGAACUAUUGCUUUGCCAGGAACCUGAUGGUCCAGGCGGAAUACCUCCCCGGCCUUCACAAUACUCAUGCGGAUUGGAGCUCACGCUAUCUAUCAGACAGCAGCAAUUGGAAAUUGGAUACAGAGGUGUUCUCCACUAUCUCGUCCCUCUGGGGGCCCUUCACCAUCGACCUCUUCGCUUCCAGGCUCAACGCCCAACUACCCCGGUUCUACAGCUGGCGUCCAGACCCGGCCGCGGAAGCAGUGGAUGCCUUCCUACAAGAAUGGUCCGGCUCACACCUUUACGCUUUCCCUCCAUUUGCCAUGCUUCCCCGAGUGCUACUCCAAGUACGACACCAGAUGGCGGAUUUGGUCCUACUAACCCCAUUCUGGGGUACCCAGUCGUGGUCCCCACAACUCCUGGAACUGGCAAUAGACGUUCCCGCACUCCUGCCGUCCAACCAGGACCUUCUGCUGAACCUGUUGGGCCAACAACAUCCACUCCUACUGGACGGAUCGUUACGACUACUCGCAUAGAGGAUUUCAGGGGUCCUUGGGAAGUCCAAGGAGUUUCGGACACAACUCGACGCCUCCUGGCUGACGCAUGGGCUCCCGGCACUAGACGCUCAUACGCGACCGCUUGGAGAGCUUGGACUGGUUGGUGCUUGGCUAGGGACCUGGAUCCCGUGGCGGCUCAUGUGACGGCGAUACUCCAGUUCCUCACAUCAUUAUUUGAAGCGGGCCGAGCAUAACGAACGAUUAACCUAUACAGAUCGGCCAUCUCCUCAGCUCAUCAGGGUUUCAACGGCUGCCCAACGGGCCAACAUCCCUUGGUGUGCCGUUUACUCAAGGGUUCACGCCUCUCGCGUCCCCCAGACCUCGAUACACAGCCACAUGGGACGUAUCCUGCGUCCUAUCACUGUUUUCCUCCUGGCCGACCAACUCGGACCUCACCCUGCAACAACUCUCUGCCAAGUUGGUAUCACUAUUCUGCCUCAUUUCGUGCAAACGAGUCUCAGAGGUACGUGCCCUGGACCAUGAUGCGAGAUCCUUCACCCCGGAUGGGGUGACAUUCAAUAUCUCCAGAAGGACUAAGACGGCCAUACGUUCAGUCUCGUACCCGAGUUUCCCAACUACCCCUAAGUUGUGCCCAGUGACCUGUUUGAGAGAAUACGAACUUCGGACGAAGGCCCAUCGGUCGGCUUCAACUCCUCAACUUUUCCUCUCAAUCCGUCAACCCUUCGCCCCAGUAUCCAGCACGACUCUGGCUCGUUGGGUGAAGUGGGUCAUGUCACAGGUGUCACGGUUCUCACCUGAUAGACAGACGGCAAGACGUGGUCGCUCUUGGAGUUCCCAACAGGGGACUUGAACCGGGGAUCUUCUCAGUCCUGGUCCUGCUUUCUACCUCUGAGCCACAGCAGCUAUUUACAGUGAGGACUGAUUCCAGUCCUGUUCAUCCUGACAUGGCUACUACUCUGGGGGCUGCACCUUGACUUGGCUGUGUUUCACCUGACUCUGAUCAGUCAUCAGCAGGGUAUAUAAACCCAGCCUCGCCCUGUGCUCAGUGUCAAGUCUUUGAUCCUGUUUGUUCUAGUGUUCCUGUUUCAUCGCUUCGCAUUAUUGACCCCGGCUUCCUGACUCGUUUAUUCUGACUUCUGGCAUCCCUUGACUUCGGCUACUCCUCGUUGUUCCUGUCCUCUGGCAUCCUUUGACCUCGGCUAUCCCUCGACCAUCCUGCUGGUUCAGUCCUUGCCUGUCCUGCGUAUUGGUACUGCAUCCUGCACAGCCCCCGUGCACAGACCCACAGGCCAGGUGAAUUCUUACCUGACCACCUCGGCCUGUGGCUAUCUGCAAGGGUGAGCAUCAUAUCUGCGCUACAGACUCCCAACUCAGGUAAGACCCUGACAUAAGACUUGACCAUUAUGGAGUCCGCAGAGAUGUGCUCACCCUCGACCCAGCGUGUGUCCAGCCUGGCCCAGACUGUUUCGGAGCUGCAGCAAGAAAUUUUAUUCCUUAAAGGCGCAGUACAUCCAGCCCCGGAACCAGCUUUUCCUGAACCGUUUGUCAUCAUGCCCGACCGAUUUGAUGGUAGCCGCACAUCCUUUCAGUCUUUCAAGAUGGAUUGUGAGGUGUUGUUUUCUUUAAAGCCUCGAACAUAUGCCACAGAAUUCAUCAGGGUCAGAGCGGCUAUCAACCUGUUGUCUGGACGCAUCAAAGUUUGGGCUCACCAAAUGUUGCAGACGAAGAGUCCUGUCCUGGUCAGCUGGGAAUCCUUUAGUACUGCUAUGGACUCACAAUGUAAGACCACUGUGGCCAAGUCAGCUCCACGUACUAAAAAAUCUCAGAUUCUUCCUAACCAAGAAACCGAGUACCACCACUACGCCCCAGAGAUGCCUCCUUAUGUUCCAGCUCCCAGGAAAACUCCAGAGGUAUCCGGUGUUCCACUUGACCCUGUGGAACCUAUGCAAUUAGGACUCGUCCACUGCAAAGUGACACCUAGGGAAAGAGACCGAAGGAGAAGCUAUGGCCUAUGUUACUACUGUGGAGAAAAAGGGCAUUUCAUCACGCUUUGUCCUGUUCGCCCUCCUAGACCUCCAGCUCUCCGACUUGGUACUAGUUUCCUUCGCCCUGUGUACACCGCAUACCAGCCUAAAAAGCCAAAUAGAAGCCGUUGUGCUUGCACAUGCUUGGCUUCCGCGAGAAACCCUCCAUCCCCUGCUCCAGAGCCUCCUGCAUCUACUCCCGAAGUUGCUUCCUGUGAUACCACCACUACUUCCUGCCCGCCCGAAGAGGUUUUACCUGUGGAUUGUGCCGUUGCUUCUAAUGGCACUACAGUCCGUAAAGAAGACCUUGAAAUGUUCGAAAAAGCAUUGUUAGCUGCGAACACUGCUCCUGCCAAAGUUUUGGAAGUGCUUGCCACCUGUACCCGGAACCUAAAAGACCUGGACAAUUCUCCAGCCGUACCAGAAGCUGGUACCGCGGACUCCCAAGCUGUAAAGGGAAUCCUUGCUGGGGAGUUUGGCUAUGGGGACUCACUGGAUUCAGAUAGUGACCCUGGAGAGGUGUACUAUGCUGACAGUGAACCUAUUUACGCCCGGAGGUCGUUUUUAAAGGGGGGGGUACUGUCACGGUUCUCACCUGAUAGACAGACGGCAAGACGUGGUCGCUCUUGGAGUUCCCAACAGGGGACUUGAACCGGGGAUCUUCUCAGUCCUGGUCCUGCUUUCUACCUCUGAGCCACAGCAGCUAUUUACAGUGAAGACUGAUUCCAGUCCUGUUCAUCCUGACAUGGCUACUACUCUGGGGGCUGCACCUUGACUUGGCUGUGUUUCACCUGACUCUGAUCAGUCAUCAGCAGGGUAUAUAAACCCAGCCUCGCCCUGUGCUCAGGGUCAAGUCUUUGAUCCUGUUUGUUCUAGUGUUCCUGUUUCAUCGCUUCGCAUUAUUGACCCCGGCUUCCUGACUCGUUUAUUCUGACUUCUGGCAUCCCUUGACUUCGGCUACUCCUCGUUGUUCCUGUCCUCUGGCAUCCUUUGACCUCGGCUAUCCCUCGACCAUCCUGCUGGUUCAGUCCUUGCCUGUCCUGCGUAUUGGUACUGCAUCCUGCACAGCCCCCGUGCACAGACCCACAGGCCAGGUGAAUUCUUACCUGACCACCUCGGCCUGUGGCUAUCUGCAAGGGUGAGCAUCAUAUCUGCGCUACAGACUCCCAACUCAGGUAAGACCCUGACAACAGGCGGGUGUAGACACAUCCAUUUUUAGCGCCCACUCCACACGUGGGGCUUCAGCCACUUCUAUAGCCUCAUCGGGGGCACGCCUGGAAGACCUUAUGAGAAUGGCGGACUGGUCCAGAUAAUCCACCUUCAAGGAAUUCUACUUUCGACCUCAGCCUCACGUUUUCUCGUCGGUCAUUGCUCAGCUUUAAACUUGCAAUAUGAGCCUCCGUGUCUUGACAUAAAAUUACAUGAUUUUGCUAUUUCAUGACGAAAAGUCAUGAUUUUAUGAAAGACACGGAGGCGAGUAUUGCCCCUCCCUUUUACUUAUUUGUAUAACCUUUCCCCCCCCCUGUUAUAUCUCGUUUUAGGGCGGUAAGUAUAGAAUUGCGCUCCAUCACCUAUGACUUAUAUGUACAUCUGAAUCAUGACACUACACAUACCUGGGGAUUCUUGACUUAAAGAAUGGGGGGACACUAAGGGGUGACUUGAUUUCCAAUGUAUCGUAUCUUGGCAUGUACAAUUGGUGUUAGUACCGAUUUAACCUUUGGGCUCCUGUUAUUAUGUUUUCACAGGUUGACUCACUUCUGGAUGCAUCGCAUGAAGUGCAUCUCUCUACACAGGACUUCUCCAAGUUAACUGGAGUUCGGUGGUUAACGCUGAGAUGGACUCCCUAUGGUUAACGUUUCAUCAUUCGUUCCUGGUUUUGUCCCUGUUAUUGGGCAUCUUCUGGUCAAGUAUCCAGAUGGACUUUGGGCCGUUGCCCUUCUAGUUCUGGACUGUUCCUGGUUUCUUGCUUGCUGUUGGUGGGUAGCAUCUCCAAAGAAAGAGGAAUUGGAUGGGAAGGUGCUGCCUAUUAUACUGGGACUGGAUAUGGGAGUGUCCUAUCUCUAUGGUUACUGUUUUUUUCUUACUGUUUGUAUCCUUUGCUGCUAUUGGUGGACAGUAAAGAAAGGGAUAUGCAAUACUCGCCUCCGUGUCUUUCAUAAAAUCAUGACUUUUCGUCAUGAAAUAGCAAAAUCAUGUAAUUAAUUGAAUUAGUUUACCAAGAAAUUUAAAUAUUGAAUGAAUAUACAACCUACAUAAUUAAGCUCUAAUUCAUGCUGAUUAACCUUUGAACUGUAAUACCGUAUUUAAACAAAUCUAAUGCGCAAAUGUUUGUGAAAAUAAAGUUUCCAAAAUUUGAAUGCGCACUAGAUUUGAUGGCGCAUUACAUUCGGGGCAAAAUUAGAAACUUUCUGGCAAACUGCAUUCCGGCGAAUUCAAACUGGUGAAUUCAUACAGGCGAAUUUCGUUCCUUAAGAAAGAAUAGACUUACUGUAACACUAAAAUUUAAAUACCAUCAAUGUUACUAAUGGUAUAUGGCAAUAAACAUUUUCAUUGUAGCACAAUGUUGUAUAGUAGUAUAAAUGCGCAUUACAUUUGCCAGCUAAACAUUUUUCACCUUCCAGGUUUCAAAAAUUGAGGUGCGCAUUAGAUUCGAUGGGGCAUUAGAUUUAAGUAAAUACGGUAUAUCUAAACUCGAAAACUAUCUUUACAUAGAUUUGUCCUCCAAAAGAAUUUCAUUUUUUAAAUUAUUUUAUUUUAUUUUUUUAAAACCAUCUAUGCCUACACAUUUUGUCCAUAUUUUACAUUUGAAUGGUAUCAAAAUUUAGACAAAAUUGAUACAUGGACAUUAGCAAUAGAUGAGCAGAGGGCCAGGCUGCAGAUACCUUGGAGAACCCCAGUCUUUUUCAAACUGUUCAAAAACAAUACAUUGUUAAUGUGAAGGUUCUACUUUUACUACCUCAUAAACAACGAAAAGGAAAGUUUUAUAAUGAAGGAUGGUUUUUAUAUUCCAUCUAUUAUGUCAUGUGAGCAUUUUAUCUAACAGAAAAAUUGCUGACCUUUGAGUAUCAUUUAACUGAACUUUUACAUAUAUGACCAUAUAGUGGCUAUUAUCCCUAGACUACUCCUUUAUUGUUUGAUAAUCCCUUAAUUAUAUUUCACCUCUGAGUUGUAAAAUUGUCUAGUGUUAUCAAUAUGGCAAUGAAAACAAUCACGCAUUAUUGUUAAAUACUAAUUAUUAAUUAGUGUUUUGUGUAAAAACAAUAUUCCUAAGUCCCCUCCUGCUCCAGGUUCUGUUUAGCAAGCAUAUGCAGUUACUCAUUGAACUUGCAAGCUUUGAACAGGUCAGGAUGCAGGUUAGACAAGUUUAUAAUCAGCAGGCUGGUUAGCUGUAACCAAUAUUCAUGUUACACGUUGCUACACAAUUAGCCUGGACCAUUGCGGCGUAUUGCGAACAACACAAACAAUAUGAAUUGUGAAUAAUUCAGAAGAAGAGCAAGUAGAAUGUGCCUUGAAAGAUAUCUUAUCUUAUUUUCCAUGGAAACAUUAAACUUUAUCAAAUUUCCAUUACACUGAUGUAGUGCAGAUCACUUAAAUGGUUAACAGCCAUAAUAUCACAAUUUUCAAUUGCCUACAUUAAGGAGCAGUGUGUUUCUGGUUUGUGCUUCAGUUCUCUGUCCUUCAUGUCCUAAUAUAUUAAUAUGACUGCAAACUGAUGUCUUGGCAGAGGUCCUUCAGGAUAACAUCUAAACAUCUGCUGUUUAUAUUUUUUUUUAGGUAUCUGCACUCAAAUAACAUUGUAUUUGUUCCAGAAGGUAAGUGACUGUAUUCUGAUAUUGUAAUCGGGCGAGUGACUUUCUUUCACCUUCUCCUAUCCUAUUUCUCUCCUUUUUUAGUAGUUUUUAUACUGUAUGAAAUCAAAUUUAUUGGUUGAUCUACAUGGUGAUCUUGUUAAAUUAGCGGCAGGUAACAUUUCCACAAAUUCAAUCCCAUUCUAUAGUGCAUCUAUAACGGCGGUGAAUAAAUAUACACUGCAGAUAGUUUAGGCUGCAUUGCCCCUAGUUACAUUGUUACAUAGUUGAAAAGAGACUUGCGUCCACCAAGUUCAGCCUUUCUCACAUAUGUUUUUGCUGUUGAUCCAAAAGAAGGCAAAAGCCUAGUCUGAAGUGCUUCCAAUUUUCUAACAAACUAGGGAAAAAUUCCUUCUUGACCCCAAAAUAGUAGUCUGAUAUCUCCUUGGAUCAAGCAGCUAUUACCCCACAAAUUAGAAAUUAUAUCCCUAUAUGUUAUGUUUUUGCAAGUAUUUAUCCAAUUGCAGUUUAAACAUCUGUAUGGACUCUGAUAAAACCACAUCUUCAGGCAGAGAAUUCCAUAUCUUUAUUGCUCUUACUGCAAAAAAAAACUUUUCUUUAGAUGAAAUCUCCUUUCUUCCAGCCUAAAUGCGUGACCUUGUGUCCUAUCUAUAGCCCUGCUUAUGAAUAGAUUUCUAGAUAAUGGUUUGUACUGGCCCCGAAUAUAUUUGUAUAAUGUUAUAUCCCCUCUGAGGUGCCGUUUUUCCAAACUAAAGAGAUUUACAUUUUUUAACCUUUCUUGGUAACUAAAAUGCUCCAUUAAUUUUAUCAAUUUUGUAACUCGCCUCUGCACUUUUUCUAGUGUCAUGAUAUCCAUGAUACCCAAAAUUGCACAGCAUAUUCAAGGUGUGGUCUUACCAGUGAUUUAUAAAGAGGCAAAAUUAUAUUUUCAUCCUGAGAAUUUAUGCCCCUAUUUAUACAUGACAAAACCUUACUGGCCUUAGCAACUGCAGAUUGACAUUGCAUACUGUUGCCUAAUUUGUUGUCUAUAACAAUUCCCAAAUCCUUCUUGUCUGUGGUUAUCCUUAAUUCACUACCAUUUAGGGUGUACGUUGCUUGUGCAUUCUUGACCCUGAAGUGCAUAACUUUGCAUUUCUCUACAUUACAUUUCAUCUGCCAUUUUAGUGCCCAGUCCCCCCAAUCUAUUUAAAUCCAUCUGCAGCAAAGCAAUAUCCUGCUCACAUUUUAUUAAUUUACAAAGUUUUGUGUCAUCUACAAACACUGAAACAUGGCUUUCAAUGCCUAUUGCACGAUCAUUUAUAAAUAUGUUAAAUAGAAGUGGUCCCAAAACAGAACCCAGAGGGACACAACUUACCACUUUUGUCCAGCCUGAAAAUUUACCAUUAAUGACAACUAGUUGUACGCUAUCCUUAAGCCAAUGUUCUACACAAGAACAAGAAUAUUCAAGUUAUUUUAGUUUGAAGACUAACCUAUUUUGAGGAACCGUAUGAAAUACCUUGGCAAAAUCCAAGUAGAUCACACUGCAACACCCUGAUCUAUACUUACUUCUUUGUAGAAUGCAAUUAGGUUAGUUUGACAUGACCUGUUUCAUAAAACCAUGCUGAUUAUUGCUAAUAACAAAGUUCUUCCCAAUGAAUUCCUGAAUAUUAUCCCUUAAUAGCGCUUCAAAUAUUUUCCCAGUCACAGAAGUUAGGCUCACAGGUGUAUAAUUUCCAGGCAAGGAUUUUGAAUCCUUUUUAAAUAUAGGAACAACACCUGCCUUCCUCCAACCCUCCAGUACAAUACCUGAAACAAAAGAAUAUUGACAGAUUAAAUACAGAGGUUCACUUAUUUCCCCACGUAGCUCCUUAAGUACUCGAGGGUGAAUACCGUCGAGCUUUAUUUACAUUAAUUUUCUUUAACUGCUGUAGCACCUUGUCUCGAGUCAUCCAAUCACAAGUUAUCUGCAAGUUUUUUGCAGCAAUCAUUUGCAUAUCUCUUGCCAUAGGAUCCUCAUUAAUAUAUACUGAAGAAAAAUAGUUCUUUAAAAUUUCUGCCCUUUCCUGUAGUUCUGCAAUUAAUUCCACGAAAGACAACAAUGUGUUUAAUGCAGCAAACACAUAUUACAAUAGAUUGUCAUACCUUACUUCAGGUAUCUAAAUAUAUACUGUGCAAGGCCUUAUUUGCAUGACUUACACAGGCUUUUCACUAAAUGGAGAAUUCAAAGUGAAUUUCAUAUUUUAGACCAUAGUAGGCAAAUUGGAAGCAUUGCUGACUGAUUCAAUGUGAAUUCUAGCUGUAGUAAAUAACCCUGUCAGUCUCUCAGUGCUCUGUCUGCACUUGAGGAUGUUCAUUAUAGUUCUAAACGUAAUUGCCAUGGAAACCAUAUUACAUUGUUCAUUCCUCCCGUUUUGCAUUUUUGCACCACUUUUUAAAACAGAAGACUUUCAUACGUACACCUUACAGGGAGUGCAGAAUUAUUAGGCAAAUGAGUAUUUUGACCACAUCAUCCUCUUUAUGCAUGUUGUCUUACUCCAAGCUGUAUAGGCUUGAAAGCCUACUACCAAUUAAGCAUAUUAGGUGAUGUGCAUCUCUGUAAUGAGAAGGGGUGUGGUCUAAUGACAUCAACACCCUAUAUCAGGUGUGCAUAAUUAUUAGGCAACUUCCUUUCCUUUGGCAAAAUGGGUCAAAAGAAGGACUUGACAGGCUCAGAAAAGUCAAAAAUAGUGAGAUAUCUUGCAGAGGGAUGCAGCACUCUUAAAAUUGCAAAGCUUCUGAAGCGUGAUCAUCGAACAAUCAAGCGUUUCAUUCAAAAUAGUCAACAGGGUCGCAAGAAGCGUGUGGAAAAACCAAGGCGCAAAAUAACUGCCCAUGAACUGAGAAAAGUCAAGCGUGCAGCUGCCACGAUGCCACUUGCCACCAGUUUGGCCAUAUUUCAGAGCUGCAACAUCACUGGAGUGCCCAAAAGCACAAGGUGUGCAAUACUCAGAGACAUGGCCAAGGUAAGAAAGGCUGAAAGACGACCACCACUGAACAAGACACACAAGCUGAAACGUCAAGACUGGGCCAAGAAAUAUCUCAAGACUGAUUUUUCUAAGGUUUUAUGGACUGAUGAAAUGAGAGUGAGUCUUGAUGGGCCAGAUGGAUGGGCCCGUGGCUGGAUUGGUAAAGGGCAGAGAGCUCCAGUCCGACUCAGACGCCAGCAAGGUGGAGGUGGAGUACUGGUUUGGGCUGGUAUCAUCAAAGAUGAGCUUGUGGGGCCUUUUCGGGUUGAGGAUGGAGUCAAGCUCAACUCCCAGUCCUACUGCCAGUUCCUGGAAGACACCUUCUUCAAGCAGUGGUACAGGAAGAAGUCUGCAUCCUUCAAGAAAAACAUGAUUUUCAUGCAGGACAAUGCUCCAUCACACGCGUCCAAGUACUCCACAGCGUGGCUGGCAAGAAAGGGUAUAAAAGAAGAAAAUCUAAUGACAUGGCCUCCUUGUUCACCUGAUCUGAACCCCAUUGAGAACCUGUGGUCCAUCAUCAAAUGUGAGAUUUACAAGGAGGGAAAACAGUACACCUCUCUGAACAGUGUCUGGGAGGCUGUGGUUGCUGCUGCACGCAAUAUUGAUGGUGAACAGAUCAAAACAGUGACAGAAUCCAUGGAUGGCAGGCUUUUGAGUGUCCUUGCAAAGAAAGGUGGCUAUAUUGGUCACUGAUUUGUUUUUGUUUUGUUUUUGAAUGUCAGAAAUGUAUAUUUGUGAAUGUUGAGAUGUUAUAUUGGUUUCACUGGUAAUAAUAAAUAAUUGAAAUGGGUAUAUAUUUGUUUUUUGUUAAGUUGCCUAAUAAUUAUGCACAGUAAUAGUCACCUGCACACACAGAUAUCCCCCUAACAUAGCUAAAACUAAAAACAAACUAAAAACUACUUCCAAAAAUAUUCAGCUUUGAUAUUAAUGAGUUUUUUGGGUUCAUUGAGAACAUGGUUGUUGUUCAAUAAUAAAAUUAAUCCUCAAAAAUACAACUUGCCUAAUAAUUCUACACUCCCUGUAAUGACUGUGUUAGAGACACUGUAGGCACCGUAACUACUUCCUCUCUUUUGAAGUAGCUAUUGUGCCUGUAGUCCCUUGGCGACAUAUUACUGUUCAGUGUUAAACUCUUGUUAAAUGUUUAAUGCUGAAUGAGAGACACCAGCAGAACAUUCCCCUUGUGCUGCUGGGGCUAAUGAGGAAACAUUAACCUGAGCAACAGUGGGCAGCGGUGAUUGGCUGGCUACUUUUAGUCUGUCAUAAAUCCCAUAGCUGGUAUGAACUGGUAUGAUUAAGGAUGUGUUUACUCUCUGCCAUACCUCCAGUAGGAGCUUGGUUUUUGGUGACCAAAGACCCUUAUUCAUUGCUAAACUGCUUGAAAAAGACUGCAUGGAGGUACAAAGCUUGGGGACUAUGUUUAACACUCACAUUGGUGAGGGUCUUAAGAACAGAAGAAAUUAAAAUAUAUGUUGGGCUUAACACUAUAUAAUUAGAAAUGAAGAUUAUUUUGCUUUCGUUAUGUGCACUGGUAAUAUGUAUUCUUCUCUCAUUUUCAUACAGAUUAAUUAAAAUCCGGCAUAGUCACGAACUGAUCAUGCCAUUAAGGCCAGAAAUAACCAAGCUAAUAAAAUAGAUGUUAGAGAAUUAUUCUAAAUUGAAUAACCACAAUUAUUCUAGGAAUAGUGUAAUCUUCUUGCCUUGAAAUUAAGGAGAACUCCCCUUUUGCAGCUAUCGGCUCAUUGGUGAAGCUGCAGUCAUUGGACCUUAGUGACAAUGCCCUUGAAUUUCUGUGCCCGGACAUUGGGAGGCUGAGAUCAUUGCGUCAUUUACGGUUAACAAACAAUCGGCUGAAAUAUCUCCCUCCAGGUAAAACCAGAUGCGUAUAUUUUACUAUAGAUGUAUUUGACAUUUUUCUGUCAUGCAUUGGGAGAGCAGUUACAGUAUUUAGUUGUGCAUACAUACUUUUUGUCAUUAUGUUUCUUUUUGAGUCUUUCUUCUAAUGAUAACAUUUCCAUAAAAUCACGUUGUACAAAAUUGAGAGGAAAUGCUUUGUGAAUAAUAUAGCAACUGUACAGGUACGUUCUGACUUCCUGGCACUUCUCUCAAAUCAGAUAUAUGUUAAAGCAGAAGGCAAGUAAUUUAGCGUAUUGUGACUAGUUUACACAAAACUAAAUACAUCCAAGUUUUCUCAGUUUUAUUACUUUUUUUUUCUUUUCUUUUUGAUGGUUUCAACCACAGAGCAGGUGUGUUUCAUAGUGAAUAUGACCAAAAUAAGGAGAGCUGAGGUACUGUUCAGUUGGGGUGAGAUUUCAGAUACAUUUCCAAGAAGAACUUGUAAAUAGCCUGUUGACUUGAAUAACAGUUUAGAAAUAGCAAGGGAACUUUACUGACGAAACAAUAAUGUAGAGGUAGCAGUUUACAAUUCCCUCAUCACCUGUUAUGUUGUAGAAAUGGUCAUUUCAUUAUAGAAUUAUAUUGGCCUUAAAUAAGUAUCUUAGGAAUGCAACUUGAUGCCAAAGCAGUAAAAAGUGCAUUGGUUGUAUGUCAGCAUAGCCGGAGCUUGAUAGAUCAGUGACCUAGUACUGCCACUUUGUCCCUGCAAUGCCAGUGCUGGUCUUUAUCUGAGGUAGGCAACCAAUUAGCAGAAUGGUGUCAAAACAAGACUGGAGUGCUAGUCCUGUUUUUUAAAAUUAAUGUGUGUUUAUGAUACUGUAUUCUGCUGUGUUUUGUAUGCUACUUUGUGGUGUUGUGUGUGUGUUUGUGUGAUUGGGUAGUUUUUUGUUUGUGUUAUAUAUGUGGUCUCUAGUGUGUGUGUGUGUUUGGGGAGGGCAGCUUUUAGGAUUAUGCAUUGGCUGUAUGUCAUAUUGUGUAUGUGGUGUGUGUAUGUGGGCUUUCAGUGGUGUUGUGUGUUUAUUUGCAUGUGGGCUGUUAGUAGGUGUGUGUUUGUAUGUGUAGUAAACGUAUUAUUCAUAUAUUUACUGACUUUAAUAUGAUUAUUUUUUUCUAAUAAGGGUUUAGUUCUCCAAAGCACACUAUAACUCUAUAUUUAGGGAUUUGUGACAAAAGGUCACUAUUGUAUGUAUAGGUGGAAACAUUAAAUAGUGUGUCAAAUAUUGUUAAAGGGACACUAUAGUCUCCAAAACAACUUUAGCGUAAUGAAACAGUUUUGGUGUAUAGUUCAUGCCCCUGCAAUCUCACUGCUCAUUUCUUAGGAAUUUAAAUGACUCUGUUUAUGCAGCCCAUGUCACACCUCCCUGCAUGUGACUUACACAGCCUUCCUAAACACUUCCUGUAAAGAGUAAUCUAAUGAUUACACUUCCUUUAUUGCAAAUUCUAUUUAAUUUAUAAUUGUUGAUCUCCUGCUCUAUUAAUGGCUUGCUACACCCUGCAGGAGCCUCCUGUAUGUAAUUUUUUUUUAAAGUAAGUUAAAUCUGAUUGCAAAUUAAACCAUUUUUUUUCGUGCAGGCUGUGUCAGUCACAGCCAGGUGAGAUGUGGCUAGGACUGCAUAAACAUAAACAAAAGUGAUUUAAAUCCUAAAUGGGAGAGAUUUGAGAAUUGAGACAUCAGAGGCAUGAUAUAUACACAACAACUGCUUCAUUAAAGUUGUUUUGGUUAUUAUAGUGUCCUUUUAAGUAUAGAAGUGGUUGUAGGGCAAAAAUCUUUAAAUGGCAUGAACAUCUUUGAAUUCCAUGUGUUUUUUUCUGCAUUUUUAUCUUUUAUUAUUUGUGUAAAUUUUUCAAUUAAUUCCUUUCCAGUCCACUGUCAAUACUCUUACUUUGCUUUUGUGGUUCCAGAAAUUGGAAAGCUAAAAGAGCUUCAAACAUUGGACCUGUCCACCAAUCACUUGGUCACCCUGCCAGAAAAACUGUAUCUUUGUCACUCGUUGCAGUACCUGACAGUGGAUCGAAACCUUCUUCAGAGUGUCCCACGACAUCUUUGCAAGCUAGCCAGUCUAAAUGAGCUCUCCAUGGCUGGAAACCGCUUAGCAUCUCUACCAUUGGGUGAGUGAGGUGAGGAGCUAGACCAAGCAUUCACACCACUUCCACAGGAUCAAGCUAUUGUCUUGUUUUCUCAGAUGAAGAGCUGAUAAAGGGAUGGAUACUCUGCAAGGGUUUUAACAGAUUUUAAUUAGUAUGUUAAUUUUCCCAAAACAUUUGUCAAGGUAGACCAGUUGUCCCUAUUGGAACAGCAUUGGAAAUGCAUUAGGUAGUAGAUAUUAUAAUUAAGAUCCUUUUCUUGAUUUCUUAGCCAGUUUAAAAUGAUACUUAAUUUUAAUUUAUGCUUGGUUAUUUACACUUUGUCCCUCUUAUUGUGGUAGUUAGUUUGAAUAAUUUGUUUUUGGUAAAUCAUUUUUGCAGCUAAAAUGUUGCAAGUGUUGACUAGGUUAGAAAAAUGUGUACUUUAAAGGACCACUAUAGUGCCAGGUCUUUAGGUCCCCCCCACCCUCAGGAUCCCACUACCGCUGGGCUGUAAAGGGGCUAAACUUUCUCCAGUGCCAGGCUCCCUCGGCGCUGGGGAACUCUCCUCCCUCUUCCGACGUCAGCGCCGAAUGUGCAUGUGCGCGCAUUCAAUCAGUCCAUAGGAAAGCAUUUCACAAUGCCUUCUUAAGGACGUCAGCGUCUUCUCACUGCGAUUUUCACAGUGAGAAGCGUGGAAGCGCCUCUAGCAGCUGUCAAUGAGACAGGCACUAGAGACUGGAUUAACGGUACUGUAAACAUAGCAGGGUUAACCCUAGAUGGACCUGGCACCCAGAACACUUCAUUGAGCUGAAGUGGUCUGGGUGCCUAUUAGGAAUCGACCGAUUAUCGGUUUUACCGAUAUUCUGUAUUUUCGGCAGUAUCGGCCAAUAUAGAUACCAAUAUUGCCGAUAAAACAUACCAGGACCGCCAAGCCCAUUACAAGCCCGGCGGUCCUGGGGGGGCCGACAGCAAGCUGUUACUUACCUCUCAGCAGCUCCCAUGUCAAAUCUUGCGAGUCCCGCGGCCGCAGAGCAUUGCCACGGGUUACCAUGGCAACGCUCCGCGCGGCACUCAGGUCACGAGAUUUACACUGGGAGCUGAAGGGAGCUGCUGGGAGGUAAGCAACAGUUUGCUGUCGGCCCCUCCCAGUGCACAGCACAUGCCACUGGACCACCAGGGAAUGCUAUAGCCCCCUCCCUGGCCAGGUAACAAGCAGGGAGUGGGGACAAAAAAUAAAAACUUAUAAAUAUUAAAAUAAAAUAAAACACACUGCAGAUAAAAAAAAUAAAACAUAUAAAUAUUAAAAAUACAAUUAAAAUAAAAAAUGCCUCCCCUCCUGCCCAUUUUACACAAAUUACAUCCCUUCACAAACACACACACUGCAUUCAUUAUAUAUACAAACACACACACACACACUGCAUUCAUUAUAUAUACAAACACACACUGCAUUCAUUAUAUACACAAACUAUACAAACAAACACACACUACAUUCAUUAUAUACACAAACUAUACAAACACACACACUGCAUUCAUUGUAUACACAAACUAUACAAACACACACACUGCAUUCAUUAUAUACACAACUAUACAAACACACACACUGCAUUCAUUAUAUACACACACCACACACACUCUGCAUUAUAUACACACACCACACACACUCUGCAUUAUAUACACACUCUGAAUUAUAUACACAUACACACACUCUGCAUUAUAUACACACACUGCAUUAUAUACACACACACUGCAUUCACUAUACACACACUGCAUUCACUUUACGCACACUACACACACUGCAUUCACUUUACGCACACUACAUUCACUAUACACACACUACACACUGCAUUCACUAUAAACACACUACACAAACACUCACUGCAUUCACUAUAAACACACUACACAAACACUCACUGCAUUCACUAUACACACUACACGCUCACUCCAUUUACUAUACACACUACACAAACACACCCUGCAUUCAUUAUAUACACACUGCAUCCACUACACACACACACAGCUCCCCUGUCUAAACACACUGCAUCCACUACAUGUGGCAUGUAUAUUUUGUGCAUUUACCUUUAGAAAUAGUUUAUUUUUUCAAAAUGGUAAAUGUACAGAAUAUCGGCAAGUUGUCGGCUAUCGGCCUGAAAGUUCACAGAUAAUCGGUAACGGCUUUAAAAAAACUAUAUCGGUCGAUCCCUAGUGCGUAUAGUGGUCCUUUAAUGGGCAUGAUUUCAAAUUGCUGGAUUAGGUGAAGUUCCGAAUUUAUACUUGUACAUUUAAACAAUAAAAAUACUUUACAUGUGGGACAAGUGGUUUUGCCUAUUAGGGAUCGACCAAUUAUCGGUUUUACCGAUUUAUCUGUAUUUUCGGCAAUAUCGGUAUCGGCCAGUAUAGAUACUGAUAUUGCCGAUAAUACAUACCAGGACCGCCAAGCCCAUUACAAGCCCGGCGGUCCUGGGGGAGCCGGCAACAAGCUGUUACUUACCCCUCAGCAGCUCCCUUCAGCUCCCAUGUCAAAUCUCGCGAGUCCCGCGGCCGCAGAGCAUUGCCAGAGGUUACCAUGGCAACACUCUGCACGGCACGCAGGCCACGAGAUUUACACUGGGAGCUGAAGGGAGCUGCUGGGAGGUAAGCAACAGUUUGCUGCCGGCCCCUCCCAGUGCACAGCACAUGCCACUGGACCAACAGGGAAUGCUAUAGCCCCCCUCCCUGGCCAGGUAACAAGCAGGGAGGGGGGACAAAAAAGAAAAACGUAUAAAUAUUAAAAUAAAAUAAAACACACUGCAGAUAAAAAAAAUAAAACAUAUAAAUAUUAAAAAUACAAUUAAAAUAAAAAAAAUGCCUCCCCUCCUGCCCAUUUUACACAAAUUACAUCCCUUCACAAACACACACACACACACACUGCAUUCAUUAUAUAUUCAAACUAUACAAACACACACACACACACUGCAUUCAUUAUAUAUACAAACACACACUGCAUUCAUUAUAUACACAAAUAAUACAAACACACACACUGCAUUCAUUAUAUAUACAAACACACACACACACUGCAUUCAUUAUAUACACAAACUAUACAAACACACACACACACUGCAUUCAUUAUGUACACAAACUAUACAAACACACACACUGCAUUCAUUAUAUACACAAACUAUACAAACACACACACACACACACUGCAUUCAUUAUAUACACAAACUAUACAACACACACACUGCAUUCUAUAUACACACUCUGAAUUAUAUACACAUACACACAUUCUGCAUUAUAUACACACACACUGCAUUAUAUACACACACACUACACAAACACACACACUGCAUUCACUAUACACACAUUACACACUGCAUUCACUAUACACACACUACACAAACACACACUCUGCAUUCACUAUAUAUACACAAUACACAAACACUCACUGCAUUUACUAUACACACUACACAAACACACCCUGCAUUCAUUAUAUACACACUGCAUCCACUACACACACACACACACACACACACACACAGCUCCCCUGUCUAAACACACUGCAUCCACUACAUGUGGCAUGUAUAUUUUGUGCAUUUACCUUAAGAAAUAGUUUAUUUUUUCAAAAUGGUAAAUGGUAAAUGUACAGAAUAUCGGCAAGUUAUCGGCUAUCGGCCUGAAAGUUCACAGAUAAUCGGUAACGGCUUUAAAAAAAACAAUAUCGGUCGAUCCCUAGUGCCUAUAGUGGUCUUUUAAUGGGCAUGAUUUCAAAUUGCUGGAUUAGAUGAAGUUCCGAAUUUAUCCUUGUACAUUUAAACAAUAAAAAUACUUUACAUGUGGGACAAGUGGUUGUUUUUCCUCUUUAUUUUUAAAAUGGCUGUGUGAAAAUAAGAAUAAAAUACUGGGAGGAUAAUUUCACAUGGUGGGAUGCUUAACCUACCCCAAGAGAAACAAAGGCAUGGCAGACUUUGUAAACUGUAACAUGCAUGUGAUAAGUCUGCAUUGUAACUUAAAAUAAACACAGAAACACUGUGUUUCUCAUCGAGCACUAUGGGACAUGACUGUACAAUGACCAUCUAGAUAAAUGUGGAUUGUGUUAGUGUCUUUGCAUAAAGUCUACAACAGCAAGGAGCUAUGUGUGAAACAUGCAACAAAACAUACUGAAACAGCAGAAAUCGGCUGCAUGAAAAUGUUUAAAAUGUUCCAUGUACAAUUCCCUGACUUGCUUACUCGGACAGAGCAAUCUGGCAAAGAUAAAGUUAGGAAACUGAAACGAGACAAGUCCCUUAUUUAGCCCUGCAUGUUUCCAAAAACCUGAUAAAUUAUGCAUGAGGUUACUGCAUAUUAAUGUGUUUGGAAGAAAACCCCAUAAAAGUCAGUUACUGGUAAUAUACCCUUAUUACAAAGAUCAAAAUACCCUGUGAUGUACUCUGGAUUGUCUACUUUUCACAGCUAUAAAUAUACUUUAAUGAGAGUAAUUUGGACUGUUAAAUGGUACCAGAAUGGUACAUGUGAUCAUUAUUAGCAUUAUUUCUAGUUAAUUUACUAAAUAAAUAAUUUUAAUAAUAACGUUAUUUUACUACUUACAUGGCUUUUGUAUAAUCAGUUUAGCUAAAGGUAUGUAAAACCCAUUAUAGUUUUUCUGUAAAGGAACACCUUAGCAUUGGAAAUGCAAAUCUGUAUUCCAAACGUUAAAGUCUCCCUGUCCAUAGUUGGUUUUAGGUGUAUACCGCUUUAUGUUCAAACUGCUAAUAGUUGAACACUAAGAUGCAGACAGUUAGUAGCUGUGGGCAGCUAAACAUGGGCCAAGAAGUCAGACACUUCUCUGUAUUUUUUGGCCACAAAUAUCUACUGGCUAUUAGUAAUAACAUCAUCUUAUGGCGGAUAUUUAAUGGCCACAUUAGAAAUGAGGCCUGGGUGGAAAUUGCAUGAUGAUUUAUUGUUUAACAAUACCAAGACCAGGUUUAGAUUAAUAAAAACAAAAGCAACAUAGAUUCACUGUAAGGGUGAUCCAGAACUAAAUAGUUGUUUAGUUAGGUUUGUUUCUGUCCCUAUUCAACAUGUUUGUAUUGUUGAAUGUUAAAGCUGUGACGAGUAACAUUUAACCCACUUCCUCUACAACUAUACGUUGCUUGAUCAGGAUCCUCGUCACCUUAUUCUUCAAACAAUAUAUUCAUAAGUUAGCAUUUUGGUCAAUAAGCCUGUGACAAACUCCCCUUUUCAAGUGAGUUUGCCAUGAGUUCUUGGAGGGGCCCGCUUGCCAGCCUCCUGCCCACAGACUAUGGACCCUGUAAACUGUGAUAUAAACGUCUCCGUUUGUCUAUUUGAAUUAUAUGGUUUGGUAACCGAGCAGCCACACGAACCAUAGACCACCCUGGAGCUUGUUAAGCUUAAUUGAUACAAUGUUGCAAUUUCCACCGUAGUGGUCUAAGUGUUCGUCUGGGUGGCCGCAAUUCCUAUGGACAACCACAAGUAGGCGGCCAUCUUGUUCGCAUGUAACAAAACUGCGAAUAGACUUCAGGGGGAUUUAGUUGUGAAUGCCCUGGAACUAUUUUCGGCAUGAAAACUUCACAGUUCCCGGUCAGUUCCCCAGCGGCACUUAGCCGCGAUUCUAUGGAACUAUUUUUGGCUAUGGGACCAUGCCUGGAAAUUCCUGAACCCCUGAACUGAUCUAGGUGAUUUUUGGAUAUGUCGGUCACUCAGAUCAGGGCUAUCAGUAUUGUAACAUAUGUGGGGUUUUAUGUAUUUUUAGGGUACUUUUGAGGUGUUUUGAAAAUGUUUUUUUCUGUACUUGGAGAUAAUUGGAUUAGAAUUAGUACAGUUACUGAUCCAAUUAUCUCCCAGGCAGAGGGUUGUAUGCUUGUAUAUGGGAGUGUCAUGUAUUUAAACACCUUUGUCAUUCGUCUGUGACUUUGUGCUGCAGUCCCCCACAAGGUCCAGAUAGGAGUGCCCCUUGCAUGGGGACCUGCAUAUAAGGCCAGUUGUGGCUGCCAUUAAAGCAUUCCAGCUUGCACUCUAAAACUGCGUGUCGUCCUGUUAUUGGAGGGAAGGAUGAUUUACCCUUGUGUCUGCUGUUCCAGCUUCCAGGGAAUUCAACGGGGGAAAGUCCUUGUAAGGACUAGAGCUCCCAGGACUGAGUGUCGUCCAGUGCCUAGGGCUUUCUAGAGCAAAUUCCCCAUUUGGCUCCAGGAAGGAGCGGCCCCAGGGCCCCAGUCAAGCCACAGCGACUGUGGGCAGAAGUGCUGCGGUUUGUUCCCUGUUCCAGCUAGGAAGCGGUCCUUGGCAGAGGUACCCAGCCAGGGGUACAGGGAGCUCUGUUACAAAGCCCCUUAGCCAAUCGGUAGCGGUGUAUGAAUGCUGUGGAAUGUUUUUAGACUUUUGGGAAGCUUUUGUUAACAUCUCAUAAUAAACAAUCAGGGUUUUCACAAAACUCGGACACAAACUAAGUUAUGACUGUUGCUGAGAUGGGGAAUAUCUCCAAAUCAACUUGUUAAACCUCAGUUUUGCCAUUCACACUUAAUUAGCUAAAACUAAGCUUAGUGAAUUACCCUGUAUAUCUCUAACUAGGUGUUUUCAGAUGCAUCAUUGGGUUGGAAGUACUGUAUCUGAAGCACCAACUACUGAGCUAUGUCAUUGAACUAAAUAUCUUGUUUACGGCUUAUAUGUGAAUUAUUGGCAUGUUGCACUAAUGAUAUCUUCAUUCUUAAUGUGCACACAUCUUGACUUCUAACAAGCCGGAAGUGUGCUUGCAUCUUUGCUCCAGAAAUGUGUAAGCAUUACAAUCAUUGAAAGUACUUGUUACUUAUUUUGAGAUGUCAAUUUGACAUGUUUUAUACUUCUCUGUAUUGAAUCACCUUUUUAUCCUGAGAGGGAUACUUUGCUUUAACAAGCAAAUGGCAGUGGAGGUUUUCAAUUAACAUGUUUUUUUCUGUUUCUUGUUUAAUACUUGAUGUAGGAAGAAGAUAAUAAGUAAUACAUUCUGACGCUUUAGCUGAGUCUAAUUAUCUUCAGUUGGAAAUCAGGGGAGGCGGUCACUUGAGGGCUUCUAAGAUAUGGACGAGAGACUAUUUUAUGUAUUAAAGGAAAACGCAACAGUAGAACCAAGAUCUCUGAUAAUCUAAGAACAAUACACAUGGAAAGCCACAGUCCCAGAUUCUGAAAAAAAUAAACUUAAAAGAGUUUAUUCACUAAACACCACAUUUUCACAAAUUAGAAUAGCAAAAUUUAGUCUAAUUAGCUAUUUGGAGUAUUUUUCCUAAUCUGUUAUUUUUGAACUUUUCAGAAUUUAGUGAAUAAACACCAAAGCUUUCAGCAUGUUAUUUGGUUUGAUUUGCCAGAUCUGGAAAAAGAAAAAAAUGUGUGGGCUGUGACAUUUGGCAGUCAACAUUUUAACUUACAAGUAAUCUUUUUGUUGCUGCCUCAAAGAUAAUUUUGACAUUUCUCCAUUAUCUUGCUUGUGUAUGUGUAUUUCCCUCUUCUCUUGGCAGGACUUUGCUUCUAUACAAACAUCAUUUACUUUGGUCUGUUCUGCUCAGUUAGCAAAAGUUCCCAUAUUUGGGCUUUGUGUGAGUCUGGCCAUCAGCACCAGUCCAGUCCAAAGCUCGAUGUAAAUCACACACAUUGCUCUCCAGACAAUGGAGCUGCAGCUGCCAACUUCUGAGCUCCGGUGAUAAAAAAUAAAAUCAUGUGCUGGGCACCUGCCAAGAAGCUAGCCGAGCGACAAUGUGUUAUGAAAGCUAAACCUGUUUCUCAUUGCGCACUGGUUUCCAGCUUUUUUGCAUAUAAGGAACCAAUUUUAAUUUCAAAACAUAUUUUGGUACCAUUCUGGUAGUCUUUUGGUGACUAUUUUUCUUUACUGCUUUCCAGGAUCUCUUACUCUCCAUACAAUCACACUCAUGAUCCAGUCUUACAGUUAGCAGGUCUCUAAUUCUUAUGUUUUUAAAAAUUCUAAUUUAAGAAAAGAGAGAGGUUUUUUUUUUCCCUGGUCUCUUAAUUCAAAGAUUUAGCAGAACAGCUCUGGCAGUCAGUAUCCAGCACAAAUAUGUUAAAAUGCAGUAACACUAACCGACCAUAGAUUUCUGAUACAGAUGUAACAGAGCUCACAACUCACAAAUGAAUUAUUAUGUGGACUUUAGGAUGCCUUCAACAUUUGUUCCUGAUGAUCAUCUGUAGUGGACCCCCAGAACACUGGUCUAUUACACUCAACCUGAUAUCAUUUAUUGCCGGGCUCUCUCUCACAUACGUUAGAAUGCUGUCUUCUGCUUUCUUUCCCAGCUUUCUUCAACACUCAGUCUCUAUGUUCCAUUGCAUUGUUCAUGUUGUACUAUCUCAUCUGUGCUCUCACCCAUCUUUCCAUUUGUACUAUCUUCUAUAUCUUACCCAUUAAGAAGUUAAUAAACAUUUUAUUAUUUGGUAGAUCACUGUGGUAUUGUGUGAACUUCUGCUUUUGUAAUGAUUUCAGGAAGACGAUUAUGUGGUGUGUCUUUUUUUACUGGGUUUGUAGAAAUGACUCUUGAUGGUAAGGAAUUUGUUUUAAACCAACAGACUGUUCAGUAUGCCAUCUGCAGUAUUUUGCUUUUGGUAAUAUUUGGUAUGUUGAUUGGGUAAAGCACGUAUUACUUAAUUAUGUUAAUAAAGAUAAGGUACAGUAGAACAAGGAGUAGUAAAACAUCAGUUUGGGGAAAGAAGUGCAAUGGGGAGAGAAAAAGGAAAAAGAAAAGACGAGCUCUUAGUUUGUUCAAGAUGUUGGUGUAUUCUGAACUACACAAAUCCUUCUUUAUCAAACCAAUUCAAAUACUUAUUGAACAGAUUACAGGGCUACAGAAGCAUGUCUGUAGAUGAAUCUUAAAGGGAUAAUAAUUAGGAUUAUAACAUAUAUUUCUUGAGACAGUGACCCUCUCCAAUUGUGCAUAUGUUUUUGGAAUCCAGGACCUGGUGGUCUGGCGUACAGUAACAGAAGGUCUCUGGAGUCACAGAUUGAGAUUCUUGCACUCUCUUUAGGCUCAACUGUAGAAGUCACUGAGGGGGGUAGGAUAUGUGGUAAAAAAAAAAACAUGUGGCCUUUAGUCCAAGUGUUAAAACGUGCUUAUAGAAGUAAAGGACCUCACAGAAAUCUUUAGGAGUUAGCCUGAUUAUUUCAGGAUCUUUGUGAUCAAUCAUGUGCCAUGUAACAUUCUUCUAGUGACACCACAGGUAACUUUCUUAUGUGGAUCCUGGGAUCUUUUUCUCUACUACCAUGCCUGGAAAAGUCGUAUUAUUAUUUACGAAGAGCCAAAAAAUCAAAAAGGCUAAAGUGGAAAUGGAGGAGGGACAUGAUAUAUGUGUUGUUAUUUGCAAUCAUUUAACUUUACCUCAUUCAUCAUAAUCAAAAAAUAUUGGGGUGACAGAGGGUGCAUUGUGAGUUUUGAGCGUUGUCAAAAUUAUCAAUACCCCUUUAGUUAUAGGGACUUUGUGAUCCUCCGAAUUCUAAACUUUUUUCCCUCCUAUUUAGAUGCCAGGAGAGUUGUUUUUACUUUCAGUAUUUGGGAGAGUGGCUUUCCAUGUGUAUUGUUCUUAGAUGUUUAAAGACCUUGGUUCUACUGCUGCCUUUUCCUUUAAAACAUAAAAUUGUCUCUCAUCCAUAUCUUAGGGGUGUGAAAUGGAACAUUCUUUCAAAAAUGUGAGCUGUGCUUUUCAUAGAAUCAAAGUGACCAAAUAGUGCGUUGGCCGAAUGUGUAAAUUGAAAUAUAUAUAUAUAAAUGUGAAGCUAUGUGAACACAGUGAGUGCACUAUUUGACAGCGUCCUCAUAAUCUGCGCAUUGUUGGUACUUUGACUGGUCAAAUGGUUUGUUUCUAUUCUCUCUUCAGAUUUGGGAAGAUCUCGUGAACUACAAUAUGUCUAUGUGGAUAACAAUAUUCAGCUUAAAGGCCUCCCUUCUUUCCUGUAUAACAAAGUCAUUGGCUGUAGCGGGUAAGCCCAUUCCUCUAUGCAUUUAUGGCUUCUGUGGCAUAGAAUCCACUAAUAACAUUUAACCACAAAAUAAGGAAUGUAUAAAAGGGUUUAAAAUUUCAAGUUUCUUGCUGCUAACAUAAUGUCAUGUUUGUCGUGACUAAAGCAAAGGGCACUUUAAUGCUGAUCGAGAGGCCAGUGCUGACUUCUGUAGAGUUGAAAAGCUUUGAUAGCUUAUAUAAAAACUAUGCUUUAAACAAAACUGUUUAAACUGUUCUGCCUUCAGUUCCUGCAACGUAUUAUUGUGUAAAUUCAUUUUUUUCAACUUUUUCACAGCUGUGGCUCCCCUGUUCCCAUUCAUGAGAUAAAGCUACUUUCCUUUACAUCUGGGCAGCUCAGUGUCCAUCUUCCGGCAGAGGUGAAGGCCAUAGGUUCUGCAGCAGAUUCUGUGUUACCACUACAAGAACUGGCAUUGCGAACCCUUCAUGCUGCUUUCUGCUCAUAUUUAGAAGGUGAGAGCAAGCGAUUGUCACACGUCUUAAAUUGUUCAUUUCAUCUUCACCAACCACUGUACUUCAAAACCAUUCUUCCAUCAAUCUGAUGAGUCACUAACGUGUUGGUAUUGGCAAAGAUGAUCAGACUUCCCUUGGUCAGAGGUUCAGUCAGAAGCUUAAAUGAGCAGGAAGAGUAUGUGGGCAUCUUGCCCACAGCUUUCCUUUUAGGGACAUCACCGAUGCAGCUCAGUGUCUGUGUAUGAUUUUAAUGUAAGUGUGAUCAAAGUAUUGAAAUUAUUCAGUUCUACUUAUUCAUGUAAGGUAAUAUGGAUAUUGUCACCAGGUAUCUAUAGCUUGUGUUUAUGGAUGAAUGGUCAAUAAUUUCCACACAAAAAAAGGUAGAUAAUGCUUACUAUUCUAAGCAAUACCAAAGACGAAUGCAAAAUAUUUAGGAAAGGACAUUUCUACAAAACAAAUAAUUACUUCCCUGAUUAGAAAAUGUGCACUGUUAAAAUCAUAGCAUCUUCCUCAUUUUCCAAGUGGGAAAGGGAAUUGGGAAAAGAGCAAGAUAAUCUUGCUUUUCUUUUGGUUUGUGCGACUGGUGUGAUCUCUGUUGUCAGGCUGUUAGAAUGUAAAGGGACUGUCAGUCCAGUCUCAUAAAGCACUUUCGCUUGCUGAAGUGCUUUAGCUGUUAGCAUGUCCGUUUCAAGAGAAAUUGACACUUUUAUAAAUCCCCUUAGUAAUAUCGUCCAGCUGUCAGACAGCCAGGAGGUAUCCUACCUCACUUGCUUUGAUUUGACUUCAAACUAGAAGUGAGUGCUUCUUCUCAAGAAGCAUUGUUGACGUAAGGCAGUGAUUUGUUGAGGAUGCACUAUAUGUCCCAAUGAUUGGAAAAGCUGAAAUAAAGGUGAGCUGGAAUUGAGGGGGGCUGUAACAUAUAAAUAAUAGGGACACUCCAGUUAAAUAAUAUCUAUGUAAAUUAUGACAUUUAUGUUAUGCCUUUUAUAAGUGUUUUGUAGUAAUGUUAUCAUUUUAAAGCUUAAUCUUGUUUCAAUGUUAUGUUUCACUUUGUAGACAUAAGCUGCAUAUCCCCCAUUUCAUUACCUAGAAGUCUCCUGGAGCUUUUGCAGUGCCCCCUUGGACACUGUCACCGUUGCAGUCAAUCUAUGUUUACUAUCGUCUAUCCAAAGCUCUUCCCCCUUCGAGAGACACCCAUGGCUGGGCUUCAUCAGGGGUAAUUCAGAAGUUAUACCGUAACAACCUGUUUUUAUGCAAACUCUUGGGUACAGCAGGGUUUUCAGUGCAACUUAUGAGGAAGCAUUCGCCUGAGCAGCUCUUAUUGGCUGAGAGUGUCAGUUCUGUCUAUCACAGUGCUCAUUGCUGGCAUAAGUUGGUAUGGCUACAAUUCAGACGUGUGUAAUCUCUCCCUUAGCAAAUAUCUCAUAUGUACCAGGUUAUGGGAAGCCAGGGACCCUCAUUCUGUGUUAAACUGCUAGAAAAUGAUUUAACACUGGAGGGACAGUGCCAGGUGACUCCAGGCACUAUAACCAAUUAAAUGAGAUGAAAUGAAAUGGUUAUAGUGUCUGCUAUGUCCUACACGUGCUGUUUGUAGUUCCUAUCAAGUUAUCUAUAUAAAUAGAUAUCUAUAUUUGUAUAAACGUUCUUGGAAUAGCUAAACUACUUAUUGCUCGUAGCCUGUGUAUACCUCUUUCUCAAGGGUUUAUGGUAUAUGCGUAGUGCAAACAGUGGAAGAACCAGGUUUAUUUUAGAUGUCACCUUUUAUUUCUAGUUUAUUCUUGAUUUUAAUGUUUUAUCUCUACGGUGUGGGUCACAUUAAAGUCUCAUCAUUAAACGUUUUGGCGUAAAAAGGAAUAAAGGAACAUAUACUGUCCAACACCGCAUGUUUACAAACAGUCCCUUCCACUAUUAGAGUAUAGACUACAAGUCAUUUCUUUGCAAUCUGCUCUUGGGAGUCAAGGACCAUUACACUAAAAUCCGGUGACCGUAGCACAGCUCUAACUAGGUAGUCUAUCAUUCUACACUUUGAUCUAGACAUUGUACAAACGGAUCAUUUUGUGGCUGCGUCAGUUAGUUAGAUACAGGGCAGCGUUAAUUUUUUAGUUUUUCUCUUUUUACCCCCGUCUCAUUUUUGUACCUUCUUUUAUAAUGUUUCCUUCCAUUAUGCGUGGAUAGAUAAUCCAGCUGGUUUAGAGUACAAUUGCCAUGAUGAUCACCUCUUAUGGCUGAGCAUUAUUGCCCUAACAGCCCACGGCAGCCAGAAUGGAUAAGCAUCUCCGUUCUCUGUUCUGACCUGGAUGUUUCUGUAGAUGGCCUAGUACGUAAAGCCGAUUUGUAUGUUGUCUCACAUAUGUAAACGUAGCUUGUUUAGAAAUCCAAAACACUUGUAAAAUGUCAUCAUGUUUUACCAUCAUACUGCUCAUCUGCUAAAGUAAAACAACUGCGUUAAAUAAGAGGCAAAAAUACCCAGUGCUGCCUUGUUUAAUGGGACACCAGCAGCACCCCAUUCCAUCAAGAAAUAUACUAUCUGAGAUUUCAAAAAGGAGUAAUCCUUAAUUUUUAAAUAAAGGCCAAGAAAUGUAUAGAAAUAUUGCCAUCUUAUCUGAGGGUUUUCAAGUUGCAGGAACAAAGAGUGUGUCAGUUUUCAGAUGCAGGGAUGCAGGAACACCACAAUGUUAGAAGCAGUGGAGAUGCAUUAUGGAUACAAAUAGGGAUGUUAUAUGCAAUUAGUCUUGCAUAGAUUGCAUCGUCUUCAUUUUUUACCUGCUAGCAUUAUGUAUUUUGUCAUGAUGCAGAAAGAUGUAAACAAUAAAUGUUACUCCUGAUCUGAGAUUAGGGGCAAGUCAGAAAGCAUGAAUGACAAGCUCUGAUGACCAGACAUAGUUAGAAGCCUCUCGCACAGUUCUUAAUUCUAGCUAAAUGAGUAGAGAACCGUUUGCUAAUUGGCAUGUAUGUGUACAUAUGUGAGUGUGUACCGGCACCUAGAUAUUGAUCAGAGAAAAUCCAUAUCAGGGUAUAAAGACAAUAUUUAAAAAAAAUUUAAAAAAAACAAUCACAAGAAAUACUUGCUCCAUGGGGACCACCAUUUUUGUUCAUAAGAACCAUUUACAUUCCAAGACCAUGCACAAAUGGAAUAACUGAAACUGGUCAAAAGCAGAUUUCAUAGAUGCCUGGCACUUUCACAAAAUGCCAGGAUAUAUAAAUGCAAAGUGAAUAUGCAUGGUUUUGUGUUGUAUGGUUUUAUGUUGAAUAUGUAGUGGUUCUGACCAAAGAGAACUUGAAGAUGGCUGCUUCAUGGAGAAAGAUUAAGCUGGGAUAGGAAAUGAAAACUUAUAUUUACUUUAAAAAUUAAACACAAGGGUUCUAGAAGGCAUGUAAUCGUUUUAUUAUUAUUAUUAUUAUUAUUAUUAUGUGUGUAUGUGUGUGUAUAUAUAUAUCUAUCACUGGCAGAUUGAAGCUUGUCACAUGAGUUGAGGGAACAUUGUCAUAAAGCUGAUAUAAUGGCAACAAUACAACAACAAUAAAUCAUAUGUUCAUAAAUGUAAAUAGUACUAGUGCUACUUAAUUACAUUAAAAAUAUGUUAUUCGAACAAGAAGGAAGAAAGUGUUCUAAUAAUAAUUGCAUUACUCAAGGUUAACAUCCAUCACAGUUACAGGACCCAAAUAACAGUCUCUUGGCAGGCUUCUCCAUAUGUCAUACAAUCUUUCCCUUGUGUGUAAGUGGUAUAGAAAGGAUGGGGUAACUUUUUGGGUUGAUAUUGCAAAAGAACACCAAUGGACCAGGAGAUAGAGCAUUCCAUUACAUAAUGCACUUCAAUGAUUUACUUGUUUUCUAAUUAGCUAACAUGGACCCUCUGUUUUUUUUCCCCAGGAGGACAGCGGUUAGUUUUGUCGCCUACUGUUGCUCAACCCAGUGUUUGCAGACAUUUGACCUGCUAAGCUGAUAAAUCUUUCCUUGCCUCUCCCUUGGUUGACCUGCCAGUUUUAAACUACCAGGGGUAAUCAACUUCUAAUUUGCAGCUUCUGUGGACUGUAACUCCUUUGACAUCCAUCCAGCCUUUUAUAGUCUUUGUGAACAUCAUCGUGGGAGUUGAGGACCAUGCAAGCUGGAGUGCCUAUAAUAGCCUGUGUCUGGGAUUGUUCUAUCCAUUCAGAACACCACCCAGCAAACCCAGUAGUGACAUUAACUGAUUUGCCAGUCCCUGAAAAUUACCACGUCACAGUGUAGGACAUCUUCUAAAUUGGUCAUCUUCUUUUCAGUCAGUUUAUGAUUUGCUUUCUUUACAACAUGAAUUGCUGUAAACAUCCCUUAACUUCUUGUGUGAUAAUGUAUUAAUCAAAAAUAUCAGUGAAAACUGGAAAUACUGUUAAAACAUGGGUUUCUAAGCAUGCGCUUGAUUUGUGUAAUAGUUUAAUAUGGUGUGCCAGCCCUGAAAGAGGAUAAUGUUAGACCAUUUUUAUUAUUAUUAUUUUAUAAAUUUCAAAACUAUCAACAAAUCCUGUAGCAUUAUGCAGUAACCAGAUACAUUUUGGAAUAAAAAGUGGGAAGUACAUUUUUGAAACAUCAUUAUUACACCGCUUAUCCAGGUAACCAACUCUGGGCCAAAAUGCAGUGGUACUGCUCCAGCUAGUAUUUUGACUAAACCUCUUGUAUGUUUAUGUUUGUAGCCAAAGAGGCAUGAGGAAUUAUAAUUCUUUAACAUCAACCCUCAUUUGUUAUAACCUCUUCUAUAAAUGGGGUCACUCAAAUAUUCCCAAAUUAAUAGUUUUGCAAUCUCAGCUGGAUUUUCUUCUCAUUUCCUCCUUGGUUUCUUGUUUUCUUCAAAUUUACUGCACAUAUUUGUGAGUAUUUCAAGGCAGAGAUUUAAAAAGUUGAAAUAUAGAGGGUUUCAGAGUUAAAAAAUAGAGCAAAAGGUGAUCCACUUGAAUAUUUUAUGUAGCUCGUGUUGAGACAGUUCGGUAAAGACAAUGCUGUUAUGAAAAAAAGUUGUCAGCAAGACAAAAUUAUCUGGAUAGAAUGGAUCAAAGACGCAGUACGUUCAAUUAAAGGGAUACUAAAG